UCUCUCCUCCUCAGUGCCCCCCCUUCUGCUCUAGCCUUCACGACUAAAUCCACCACCACUCCCGCACACCUCACCUGCCCGCGUCGCCUCCUCCCCUGUCCUCCGCGCGCGUUGGGCGGGCAGCCAGCUCCCCCACCAAACCCUAAUCACUCCGGCGCCGCGCCGCGCCGCGCGGCCCUGCCUCGAUCCGCUCCAGCGGCCGCCCGCCGAGGCGGCUGUGCGGUGGUUGCGCUUGCGCUUACGCGCGCAGGUCCCCGUGGGUCUCUGCGCGCAGCGGGACCCGUCCACGGCGGCGAGGCGCGGGCUUCAAGGCGGGCGCAGGCGGAGGGGCGGAAUUGCUCGGGCGAUGACACGGAGGCUCGCGGCCGCGGCGUCGCGUCCGAGGCCGUGAAUGGGAGUGGCGGGGCGCUGCGGGCGGCGGCUGCGUACAUGGAGGCCGGGGCACCGCCCCGCGGCUGGCGCUGUGGGGUGCUCUGGCUCGUCAGCGUCGAGAUUGUGUUGGUUCUAGUCUGCACUCGCGGAGCUGGUGCGGAUUCUGGUGAAAGCAAAGGAUCGUUUCUGCAAGACUCUGAAGCUGGAGAAAAGGAUGUCUACCUUAGCCACUCCUGCAUCCACGACGAGAUACUACAUCAACGGCGACGAGCUGGGAGGAAGGAGUACUCUGUCAUGCCACAAGUGUACCAUGAGUCUCGGGAGGAUGCGGAGCGUGUAAGAGGACGACACUUGUUGGGCAUGUCAUCUUGGCGUGCUCCGCACGAGAAUGCCAGGAAGCCAAUACGAAUAUACCUCAAUUAUGAUGCCGUCGGGCAUUCGCCCGACCGUGAUUGUAAAAAUGUUGGCGACAUCGUGAAGCUUGGCGAACCUCCUGUAUCAUCAGCACCAGGAACACCUAUAUGCGAUCCUCAUGGUGAUCCACCACUGGUGGGAGACUGCUGGUACAAUUGCACCCUUGAGGACAUAGCUGGGAAAGACAAGAGGCAACGUCUCCGUAAGGCACUGGGGCAAACAGUAGAGUGGUUUAGAAAAGCUCUAGCUGUUGAACCUGUCAAGGGGAACCUACGGCUCAGUGGGUACUCAGCUUGUGGUCAGGAUGGAGGUGUACAACUACCUCAUGCGUAUGUUGAAGAUGGUGUUGCUAAUGCUGAUUUAGUCCUCUUAGUAACAACUAGACCAACAACAGGUAACACCCUUGCAUGGGCUGUGGCCUGUGAACGUGACCAGUGGGGUCGGGCCAUUGCAGGACAUGUUAAUGUGGCCCCUCGUCAUUUGACAGCUGAAGCUGAAACAUUACUUUCAGCUACUCUAAUACACGAGGUUAUGCAUGUUCUAGGGUUUGAUCCUCAUGCCUUCACACAUUUUCGUGAUGAAAGGAAAAGGAGACGUGGUCAGGUUACUGCUCAAAGUUUGGAUAAAAAGCUUGGAAGAAUGGUUACUCGUGUUGUCCUACCACGAGUUGUCAUGCACGCGAGACAUCAUUAUGGAGCAUUUUCCCAAAACUUCACUGGGUUAGAAUUGGAAGACGGGGGAGGCCGGGGCACCUCAGGUUCACAUUGGGAGAAGAGGCUCUUAAUGAAUGAGAUCAUGACUGGGUCAGUGGAUACGAGAUCUGUGGUUUCAAGAAUGACUUUAGCAUUACUGGAGGACAGUGGAUGGUAUCAAGCUAAUUACAGCAUGGCUGAACAUUUAGAUUGGGGUCAGAAUCAGGGAACAGAGUUUGUUAUAUCUCCUUGCAACUCAUGGAAAGGGGCAUACCAUUGCAAUACAACUCAAUUAUCAGGAUGCACAUAUAAUAGGGAGGCAGAAGGUUACUGCCCUAUAGUAAACUAUAGUGGGGACUUGCCCAAGUGGGCUCAAUAUUUUCCCCAAGCCAAUAAAGGUGGUCAAUCUUCAUUAGCAGACUACUGCACAUACUACGUUGCUUAUUCUGAUGGUUCAUGCACUGAUGUAAAUAGUGCACGGGCGCCUGACAGAAUGUUAGGUGAAGUGCGAGGAAGUAAUUCGAGGUGCAUGGCCUCAACACUAGUGCGAACUGGGUUUGUACGGGGAUCUAUGACCCAAGGAAAUGGCUGUUAUCAGCACCGCUGCACGAACAACUCACUAGAGGUUGCUGUUGAUGGGAUCUGGAAGUCAUGUCCACAAUCUGGUGGGCCUGUUCAGUUUCCAGGAUUCAACGGGGAAUUAAUUUGCCCGAUGUAUCAUGAGUUGUGUACUACUGUACCAGUUCCAAUGAUUGGCCAAUGUCCAAAGUCAUGCAGUUUUAACGGUGACUGCAUUGAUGGAACCUGUCACUGCUUUCCUGGUUUUCAUGGCCAUGACUGCAGCAGAAGAUCUUGCCCAGACAAGUGCAGUAACCAUGGUACAUGCAAAGCUAAUGGGAUCUGUGAAUGUCAAAGUGGAUGGACAGGGAUUGACUGCUCUACAGCGGUUUGCGAUGAACAAUGUAGUUUACAUGGAGGGGUUUGUGAUAAUGGUAAAUGUGAAUUCCGUUGUUCAGAUUAUGCAGGCUACACAUGUCAGAAGGGUUCUGCAAUACUGCCAAGUCUGUCAAUGUGUCAUGAUGUACUUGUUAGAGAUUCAGAUGGGCAGCAUUGUGCGCCAAGUGAACUCAGUAUACUACAGCAGCUUGAAACUGUAGUUCUCGUGCCAAAUUACAAUAGAUUGAUGCCAAGUGGGCGGACCUUCCUUAACUUCUUCAACAAUGCCAACUGUGCAGCAGCUGCAAAGCGGCUAGCCUGCUGGAUCUCAAUUCAACGGUGUGACGAGGAUGGGGACAACAGGCUCAGGGUAUGCUACUCUGCAUGCGAAUUGUACAAUACAGCUUGUGGAGCGGGUCUGGAUUGUUCAGACCAGACCCUUUUUAGCAAAAGGGAAGAAGAAGAGAAGGGUGUUCCGUGCACAGGAUAUGGCGAGAAGAAGUCUUUCUGGCUAUAACAUCUCUGAAGCUUCUUCCGUUAUGGCUCUGGUAGAAGCUCAGCGUUUGUGUAAAGUAUUUUCCACCCCAAAUUAUUUUCUCUUUUUUCCCCAUUUCAUCCACUACUUCCCAAUUGUAGGAUACGGGAAGUAAGCGUCCGUUUCACCUAGGCACCCGAAGAUGGGCUGCCCUGGUGUACAAGCUAUGUUGGAGUGGGCUCUUUGUUAGAAGGUUAGUCUGACAUGAAAAGGGGAGUGGACCGGUGAGAGUUGGAUGGUAGAUUUUUCGUUUUCACCGCUUCAGAAUUAGUGAUUGGAAUGAAUGUAAAGAUUGAUGUGUCUUGUACACACUCUUUACAGAAUCAUUUCAAUGGGAGCCCGUGUUGUGUUCUUUGCUCCACGCGGCCAUGCCCCUUGCCCCAUUUCUUAAGCUGUCGUUGGCUUUUAUGAUAUUUGAUUGACGCAUCCUUGGCCAACACAGUGGCAGUGGCUUCGCUUA
Molecule: messenger RNA, 3409 nt
Organism: Zea mays
Lineage: Eukaryota; Viridiplantae; Streptophyta; Magnoliopsida; Poales; Poaceae
Exons: 16
Coding region: 430-2931 (833 amino acids)
Biological process (GO): proteolysis; cell adhesion
Cellular component (GO): cytoplasm; membrane
Molecular function (GO): metalloendopeptidase activity
Source: RefSeq, a predicted model, not a curated record